UUCUACGUCAGCUGACCAACUAAAGCCCAUAUAGCCAAAUAAACACAAAGGUGCUAGGCAAGCAGCCAAGCACUCGCAAAAUCCUUCAAAAACUGGCCAGCCUAGCCGCGAGGAUUUCCGGACUAGCGUACCAUGGCGCCAUUUCCCGUCUCUCCUCCUUCCUCGGGCGGCGGUAAACAAGCUGGUGCAGUAAUAGGCAGUCCAAGAUCAUCGCUGCAGAGGAGCAGCAGCGAGUGCAACGUGGUGGUGCAGAGGAACAUCAAGUCCUCGCUGCUGCUCCUGCUGGCGAUCUCCGCCGUCUUCGCCUUCUCCAUCCUCUACUCGUCUCGUAACCUGACCGUGGCGACCAUGGCCGGCGAAGCGGUGACGCAGGGACCCUUGCUCGCAGCCCUUGACAUGGGCCGUAUGGUGCAUGACGACGAGGCCGUUGAUGGGCCAGCCGGCCCAGACACGGACGUGAAUGAACAGCGCGGCGGACCCGCAGAUGACGUCUCCUUGCCGGCGGCGAACGACCCAUCGGCUGCUGCAGUAGUAGCCCCUGCACCGAGCACAGCUGACCAAACAGCUGGUCUAAGUAUGCAGCUUGAGGAGAAAUGCGACAUUUCCAUGGGGAAAUGGGUGAAGGAGCCGAAAGGUCCGGUGUACACCAAUCUGACGUGCCCGAUGCUGCCGGACUACAAGAACUGCCAGAAGUACGGCAAGGACACGGGCCACCUCUACUGGCGUUGGCAGCCCGACGGGUGCGACCUGCCGCGGUUCUCCCCGGCGCGGUUCCUCGACGUCGUCCGCGGGAAGCGGCUCGCCUUCAUCGGCGACUCUCUGGCCCGCAACCAGAUGGACUCCCUGCUCUGCCUCCUGUCGCAGGCCGAGACGCCAGCGGAAGUGUACUCGGACGCGCUGGACAAGUUCGGGACGUGGCAUUUCCCGGCGCACAACUUCACGCUGACGGUGAUGUGGACGGAGUUCUACGCGCACGCCGAGCCGGUCCUGGACUCGUCCGGGAAGCCGACGGCCUCGUUCCACAUCCACCUGGACCGGCUCGGCGCCGACUGGACGAGCCGGCUGCGGGACCUGGACUACGCCGUCAUCUCCGGCGGCAACUGGUUCUUCCGCGUCAACUACCUCUGGGAAGGGGGGCGGCUCGUGGGCUGCCUCAACUGCGGCGGCAAGGGGAACCUGACCCAAUUCGGCGUCGCGGACGCCGUCCGCCGCGUCGUGAGAGCCGCCAUCGAGGGCAUCGCCAAGUGCAAGGACUGCAAGAGCGGCCUCGUGACGAUCCUGCGGACUUACUCGCCGGACCACUUCGAGCACGGCUCGUGGUUCAGCGGCGGGUACUGCAACAGGACGCAGCCCCUGGAGGAGCGCGAGGUGAGCUUUGAGAGCGUCGGGUGGGAGCUGAGGAAGGUGCAGAGGGAGGAAGUGAGGCGGGCGAUGAGGAAGGAGAACUUGGCGAGCGGGGCCGGGAAGAGGUACUUCGGGGUGAUGGACGUGACCAAGGCGAUGAUGAUGCGCGCCGACGGGCACCCUGAUAGACACUAUGACAAGCGGUGGGUGAGGAACGGCAGCGACUGCCUGCACUGGUGCCUGCCGGGGCCGGUGGACAUGUGGAACGGCGUGCUGCUCCAGAGGCUCGCCGAGAUCGAUCCCGCACCGCUGCCGAUCGAUCGUGGUGAGGUGGUCAAUUAGAGGAGCCUCACAUGGUUUCGCGUCGCCGUGAGCCCGUGAUCUUGUUUAUACUCCCAAGUUCGAAAUCUUACGUCUUGGAAGCUGUUUGGUUUUCACACUCCCCGGAAAAAGAAGAAAAUAUUAGUACUCACAUGUUACAGUUGUUUAAUUGACGCGUACGUGCAUGCAUCACCUGAUCAAGGCACGUUGUGCCUGAUCCUCUUUUUGUUCCACUAUUUAGUUCCACCUUGUGUAACAUGGUCAAGGCACGUUGUGUCUCCAAGCUCUAAUCUCCAAGUAUGUUUUUAUUUUCAGUGUUUCUUGUA
Molecule: messenger RNA, 1991 nt
Organism: Brachypodium distachyon (stiff brome)
Lineage: Eukaryota; Viridiplantae; Streptophyta; Magnoliopsida; Poales; Poaceae
Product: protein ALTERED XYLOGLUCAN 4-like
Exons: 2
Coding region: 133-1686 (517 amino acids)
Cellular component (GO): Golgi apparatus
Molecular function (GO): O-acetyltransferase activity
Source: RefSeq, a predicted model, not a curated record